AUGGCUAUGGCAGGCCCCGCUUACUCGUCUACAGAGGAGACAACAAAUGCCUGUAGAGCCUGUCGACUUCUCCUGGGUCCAUGUACAGAUCAACUGAGGGAUGUUUUACUUCACCAUGUACCACCGUCAACAUUCCCACACGUCAUAAAACAGAAGAUAAGCUAUCUUCCUCGUCUGACAACACCACAAAUGAACCUUAUUUUACCCAGAGGUAGUAGCUAUACUGGAACCUAUUGUGAUUUUGAUAUUUCUUUAUUGUACAUUCUGCUUAGAAACAUCUGUGGUAUACCACCACACAGCAAAGGUUGGGGAAAUAGUCCAGAUCUUACCGACAAAUCUCUCUCUGCCAAUAUUGAGAGGAUUCGUAUUGCCAGAAAUCAGUGUGUGCAUUCGUCUGGUCCUGAACUCUCUAAUGCUGAUUUCAACAACAUCUGGUCCACUGUCAGAUCAGCAGUUGUGGACCUUGAUUCCUGUCUAAGCAAUUUAAAUAAGUAUGAAAAAGAGGUAGACUUUUUGAGACAUGAGACAAUGGACCCUGUCCGAGACCGUCAUUUCAUAGAAGAACUGAGAAAACAGUCUGAGGAAGAUUCAGCAACAAGAGAGCUACUUAACAGAUUGAAAUGUAAACUAGAGGAGAGUGAAAGAGAGAGAACUGAGAAUCAAAACAAAAUGCUAAAAAUUGUCUAUGAUAUAAAGACCCCAAAGUCUGUAAUCCCUCCCAAUGUCAAAGAUCUUCACGACAAAGAAUCUAUGCAGUGGAAAGAAGAAGAUUGUCUCUACAGUGAAACUCACAACUUCGAUGCAAUGCUACAGAAAGUACGAAAUAAACCGUAUAUGACAUUUGUUGGAGUCCCAGGAUCUGGAAAAUCAGCAACGAUUCAUCACAUUGCUCUUAUACUCCAGAAAGAAGGAUCCGAGGUUGUACCAAUACUGGAUAUCAAGAAGAUUGAAGAUUAUUGUGAUUCGCGAAAUCCACAGGUGUUUGUCAUUGAUGAUGUGGUAGGUGUGUUAGGUCUUCAAAAACAAAAGUUAGACACACUUAUAGAUUAUGAAAAACAAAUUUUAGAUCCUGCCCAUAGAAAUACAAAAGUUUUGAUGUCAUGUAGGGCAAUAGUGUUUAAAGAAUGUUACAAAUCAUUUUUUGUAAACGACAAAAACGUUGUUAAGAUGGACAGUUCAGAAAAUGCUUUGAAUGAGGAUGACAAAAAAGCGAUUCUUCAGAAACAUGGUCUUGAUAGAGAUUUGUUGUCUCCUACAUUGCUGAAAGAAACAUCAAAUAUGUUUCCUCUUUUGUGUAAGCUUUACUCAAAGGAGGAGACAUUUAGAAAAGAUGCUGAAAGAUUCUUUACCUGUCCAGUUCAAUGUAUUUUAGGGGAGAUUGACAGAAUGCAACAGGAAAAUAAUUUACUGUAUGCUACAUUGGUUUUGUGUAUGUUUAAUGAAAAACUGUCUUUCGAAAUAUUAAAAGACACAGGGAACAGUGCUUUCUGUGAAAUGAAAGCAAAAGUACUUGAAAACUGUGAAGUUGAGAAUAACACAGAUACAUUUAAAUUUCUAAAAGCGUUGUCAGUAAUGGAAGGGACCUACACAAAAUCCCUCUCUUGUGAGUAUACAUUAACUCAUGAUUCCCUUUUUGAAAUUGUUGCCUAUCAUUUUGGUUGUCUGUUUCCCAGUCUCAUUUUGCAAUAUAGCAGCAGUAGUUAUAUUGCUAACAACGUAAAAGUGCAAGUUAGCAAAAACGAGUUUGAGAAUGACUAUGAAGAAGUGAAAGAAAGUGUGAACGUCGAUGAUGAAUUGAACGAAUUGAACAUAGUUGAAACAAUUAGUAGUGAAAGCGGAUUUAUAAGGGAAUCAUUUGAUCUCUGUAUAUUGUUAAGAGAAGAUCAGUAUUCAAAUUUAGCAGAUCGUUUGUAUACAGACAUAGAAAAGAUGGAAUUAUAUGAUGUGUUUAUGAAUGAUGUUUUAAAACAGUCCAAGGUGUGCCAGACUUUCAUUGAGAUAUUAAUGAAAAAGUCAUACAAAGCGCUUAAGUCCUUAUUUCUGUCAGAGCAGAAAGAUAUCUGCAAAAUAAAAAGUCACAGGAAACGUUUGAGGGACAACAUGUGGGCGAGGACUGAAUGGAGCAAGGAACAGCACAGACAGGAUGUUCUUGUGAAUAAAGGACGAACAAAUGGAACAUACAGUGUGAGAGUUAUCAGUUGGGUGAUUUAUUAUGGGCAUGACCGAAUUCUAAAAUACAUUAUAAAGCAAACUGAAGCACAUAAUGAAACGCACUCUGAACUCUUUUGGAGUUCUUUUCCCCCCAAGACAAGCCAUGAAACAGAAAAGGGGAAUAAGAAUGUUGAUAAAAAUCAUGCAACAUACAAACAGGACAGCAUUCCCUCUGAGAAAGACCGCUUAUUUCUUCUAAGUUGUUACAGUGGUGACUUAGAGACAUUCAAAGUUGUUAAGAAAUAUAUGAAUACAGUUUUAAUAAACAGGGCAUUCGAAUUUUAUGACACGCCACUUGUAGCAGCAUGCCAGCUUGGGCAUUUGAGUAUAGUAAACGAACUGAUAAAAUCAGGGGCUGAUGUCAAUCUUCAAAGUAAUGAUGAAACACCACUGACAGUAGCAUGUUCCGAGGGACAUGUAAGUGUAGUAAGGAAAUUGCUAGAAGCAGAGGCCGAUGUGAAUCUAUAUUGUAGAAAUGAUACACCACUGGCGGAAGCAUGUAAUGGGGGGUAUAUUGAUAUAGUAAAGAUGUUGUUAAUGGCAAAGGCUAAUGUAGAUCCACUUAGUGUUUCAAAUACACCUCUGAUAGCAGCUUGUAAUAAGGGGGAUAUAAAUAUAGUGAAAGAGCUUAUAAAAGCCGGUGCUGAUGUCAAUCGAAAAGGAGAAUGUCAUACACCACUGACAGCAGCAUGUAAAAGCGGGCAUUUAUGUAUAGUGAAAGAGCUAAUAGAGAAUGGUGCAGAUGUCAAUUUACAAAGUCGGAUUAGCUAUAAAAUAGAAUCUUUAAAGGCUAGACAUUUCAGAAUAUAUGUAGAUAUGCAACAGGCGGGAACAUACGGCAGUUUAGCAGGAGAGGGUAAUACACCUUUGAUAGAGGCAAUUACAACUGGACAUAUGAAUAUUGCAAACGAACUGCUUAAGACGAAGGUUAAAGUCAAUAUAAGAGGUCGGGAUGAAACAGCCCUGACAGUAGCCUGUAAAGGUGGUCAUUUGAGUCUUAUAAAGGAGCUUUUAGACUUGGGAGCUGAUGUCAAUUUACAAAGUAGGGACGAUACACCACUUAGAAUUGCAUGUGAUGCUGGCAAUAUAAACCUCGUAAAGGAGCUGAUUGAGGAAGGGGCUGAUGUUAAUCAACAAUGUAUAUAUGAAUCGCCACUAAUAGCAGCAUGUGAUCGUGGUAAUAUGGAUAUCGUGGAGGAGCUUUUACAAGCAAGGGCUGAGGUCAAUAUGCAGGAACCAGAUGGAAGGACCCCACUUUACAUACUGAUUUAUAAUAAAACUCAAAAUCUCAAUCCUGCUGUAGAAUUUUUGUAUAAUCACGGUGCAGACCCAACAAUCAGUGAAAAAGAAGGCUUAUCAGCCAUGUGCAUCGCAUUAAUUCAAAACAAAAUUGAAAUUGUAAAGCAAUUAUUACGAACUGGUAAUAAAAUUCAGAUGAAAAAACUGAAGUUACAUUUGUGUAAAUGUUUGGUGAAUAUAAGAGGAUGUGAUGUUUUUACUGAUAGUAAGGAUGAUGUGGCGAUGACACAGAACCGUGUGUGGCAUAUAAAUGAAUUAGGAGAUUUUUUUCGGACUGUCGAAAAAUGCGAAUGUGACGUAAUAAAACAUCUGUUAGUUUUAGGUCUUGGUGCCAAUCAGAUGAUACGUGUAGAGCACAUCGAUUCUAGGUAUGGGCAUGACGUGAAACCCUUGUUGUUUGUUAUGAUUGAUGAAAAAAGUAUUGAAAACAAAGUAGAGAAGGUAACCAUUCUGCUAAAAGCGGGGGCAGAUGUCAAUUUGAGGGUAAAGUAUACAGAGAAUGAUUCUGUGUUAGAUAGAGAGGGUGUUUCAGUUCUAGAAAGAACACGCAGACUCGUUGGUAAAGAGCAGGGGCUCGAGUACAAGAGAGUACUAAGUGAGUUGAAACAACAUGUGAGAAGAUACUCUGUGUAA
This is a messenger RNA of Saccostrea cuccullata (small rock oyster), 4143 nucleotides long. RefSeq lists its product as uncharacterized. The record is from RefSeq and is a predicted model, not a curated record. Bases 1 to 4143 code for a protein of 1380 amino acids. Gene Ontology annotation, molecular function: protein binding. The transcript has 4 exons. Lineage: Eukaryota; Metazoa; Mollusca; Bivalvia; Ostreida; Ostreidae.